AUGUUUCGCCUACCAUUAUUACUUCAACUACGACGAGUAACAACAACAUCUAUAUCAUAUCGCUUUAGUCAUUCAUUAUAUCCAUUAACAAUACGUGAAAUCUAUGAUAAAAAACCUUUAAAUCAAUCUAUAAAUCUUAUUGGUUAUCUUCUUAAUAUAAGAAAGUUAAAAACACAUUAUUUUCUUGAUCUCUUCGAUGGUUCAUUAACAAAUAAUCGAAAACAUUUACAAGUUGUUGCAUCAUUAGAUGAUCAUCCUGAUUUACCUCGUUUAACACAUGGUUGUUCAAUAAAUGUACAAGGUAAACUUGUUAAAAGUACACAUCCAAAACAAGAAUUUGAAUUUGUUGCUGAAAAUAUUAAUUUAAUAAAUUCAUGUGAUACAUCUCAUUAUCCAUUUAAACCAAAAACUGAUGAAACAUUAUUAACGUUACGUCAAGAUGAACAUCUUCGUCUUCGAUCACCACUUGCACAAGCUAUAUUUCGUUUACGUCAUCAAUUAACAUUUAGUUUAUAUGAAUAUUUUCAUAAUCAUAAUUUUAUACAAAUACAAACACCAUGUUUAACGAAAAAUGAUUGUGAAGGUGGUGGUGAAACAUUUCGUAUUCAACCAUAUCAAUCAAAAGUAACUCAGAAAGAAAAAGAAUAUUUUAAUACACAAGUUUAUUUAACUGUUUCGGGACAGUUACAUCUUGAAACAGCAGCAAAUGGUUUUGGACGUGUCUAUACACUUAACCCAACAUUUCGUGCAGAUAAAAAUUUAAGUCGAUUUCAUUUAGCAGAAUUUUGGAUGUUAGAAGUGGAAAUUGCUGGUCUAACUAAAUUAGAUCAAUUACUUGAUAUUUACAUUCAUCUUUUACGUACAGUUGCUACACAAAUAUAUAACAAAUGUUCUGAAGAAUUUAAAUAUUUAGCUAAUCAUAAUAUACAAUCGAAAUAUAUUGAACAAUUUCUUAAUCAAGAAACUUAUCCAAGAAUAAGUUACCAACAAGCAGUUGAACAUUUAAGAAAAAGUACUGAUUUUCAUGAUUUUCCCGAUAAUGGAGAUUUUACUCGUGCACAUGAAAGUUAUCUUUGUAAAACAAUAAUGAAUAAUCAAGCAUUUUUUAUAAUUAAUUAUCCAAAAAAAUUAAAACCAUUCUAUAUGUUAACUAAUGAUGAUAAUACAACAGUUGCUAAUUUUGAUUUUAUCUAUCCAUCUAUUGGUGAAUUAUCAGGUGGAAGUCUUCGAGAACAUCGUUAUGAACAAUUAAAAUUAUGUUUAGAUGAAUUAGAUAUAACACAUGAUUUACAAUGGUAUCUUGAUAUAAGACGUUUUGGUGGAAUGCCAACUGGUGGUUUUGGUUUAGGUAUAGAAAGAUUUUUAAUGGCUAUUACUGGUAUUGAUAAUAUUCGAGAUGUUAUAUUAUUUCCUCGUUUCUAUCAAAAUUGUAAUGCAUAA
This is a messenger RNA of Adineta steineri, 1440 nucleotides long. The record is from the annotation of a GenBank genome assembly. NCBI's taxonomy places the organism in Eukaryota, Metazoa, Rotifera, Eurotatoria, Adinetida, Adinetidae.